Messenger RNA from Paraglomus brasilianum, 691 nucleotides. The record is from the annotation of a GenBank genome assembly. Lineage: Eukaryota; Fungi; Glomeromycota; Glomeromycetes; Paraglomerales; Paraglomeraceae.
AUGCCAACAAAAUACAGCACAAAGGAAUUGAUAGCUGCUUACAUACUAGACUGGGUUCUACCAGUACUAUUUGUUGGCACAUUUCUCUUGACAAAUUCCUUCCUGACACCCUUUAAUAGACGCUUUUCACUGGAAGAUACGACUAUACAAUAUCCGUUUGCCGAGCAUGAGAGAGUUCCAAUAUGGCUUGCUUUUGUGAUCGCCGUUUUACUUCCGGCUGUGAUAAUUGCAGUCAUUGCUCUGUUCUUCAGACGUAGUGUACAUGACUUGCAUCAUGGACUAUUGGGUUUAUUCCUUGCUGUUACACUUACUAUAAUGGUGACCGAAGCCAUAAAGACUGCUGUUGGUCGCCCGAGACCAGAUUUCAUCGAUAGAUGUCAACCCAAAGCGGGAUCACAGGAUGACCCUAUUUUUGGACUUAGUAAUUCGACUAUCUGCACACAGACAGACAAAUAUAUUAUGAAUGAUGGAUACAAGAGUAUGCCAUCUGGGCAUUCAUCGACUUCCUUUGCAGGCCUGGGCUACUUAACGUUCUAUCUCGCCGGAAAACUUCACAUCUUUGAUAAAAAAGGACACACUUACAAAUCACUGCUGACUACACUCCCGCUUAUUGGUGCUGCAUUGAUCGCGAUUUCGCGUACUCAGGAUUAUAGGCAUCAUUGGGAAGAUGUUACCGUUGGAGGAUUAAUUG